Messenger RNA from Acanthochromis polyacanthus (spiny chromis), 1229 nucleotides. Its product is annotated as arrestin domain-containing protein 3-like. Lineage: Eukaryota; Metazoa; Chordata; Actinopteri; Pomacentridae. Gene Ontology annotation, biological process: protein transport. The record is from RefSeq and is a predicted model, not a curated record. The coding region runs from base 188 to 1153 and encodes 321 amino acids. Gene Ontology annotation, cellular component: plasma membrane; cytoplasm. The transcript has 6 exons.
UACCGCUUCAGUGCGUAUGGCUGCCUCACCAGCAUCCUUAUUCUUCAAAGAAAAGCCUCAUAGCAACACCACUGUGGAGCAAUUCAAACCGGUUUGCGGUAAAUUUGUGGGAUUUAUCACUUACUAAAGGAGAACUCUCUUGCUUUUACUUCACAACCUCUGGGAAGCUGUUUGACGCAGCAUUAUCAUGACUGUGAAGCAUCUGUCAGUGGAGUACGAUAAGGUGAAUGAACGAGGCACCUUCUCUCCGGGUGACACCCUCUCUGGAAAAGUUACAGUGGUGACCAGCAAGGAAAUCAAAGUGCAGAGUCUUGUGGUCAAAGCCAAAGGAAAGGCCAAAGUAAGCUGGUGUGAACAAGAGGGACAAGCUACAGUGAUCCACAGCAACAAGAAGAAAUACUUUAAUUUUGAACAUAUUAUUCUUCAGGAUAAAAAAAAAGGAGACGGCUCAGAAAUCAUCAGCCCUGGGAGAAAUGUGUAUCCAUUCAACUUUGUGAUUCCAGAUACAGACAUGCCUUCGUCGUACAAGGGGAGAUGGGGCACCAUCACAUAUAGUUUGCGAGCACAGCUGACUCAGUCAGUCUGGCUUGUACAGAAAACCAAGACGGAGUUCCCUUUUCUGACCAAGUCUGAGUUUCCCUUUGCCUCCAAAUCAGAAAUGAUUAUCAUUGGACUUAAGGAGCAACAACAUGCGACCAGGAUUACAUUUUAUGGCUCUGGAAGGAUUACAAUGAACGUCACCUCAGAAAAAAUGGGAUUAAAGCAAGGUGAGGCAAUGGGAAUCUCUGUGGAAGUAAUCAACGGCUCAGCACGGACUGUAACACCCAAAUUCUACUUGUGUGAGAAGCAGACCUUUGUUGCUCAGUCAAAGAGGAUGGUGCACACAAAUGACAUCUUCUGUGGGACUGGAGACUCUGUUCCAGCUGAGACCAGUCGGACUGUAACUAAAAUCCUGAGCAUCCCUCCACAGCUCCCUCCUACCUUCUUCAACUGCUGCAUGAUGAAGCUUGAGUAUAGACUUAAGGUCACUCUUGCUGCCCCUCUAAUAAGAGAUCCAGAAAUCAAACUCCCCCUGGUCAUCCUACUGGGUUCACCAAAACCACUUCAACAAAAACCAAAGAGAUCUAUCUGGUUUCGAAAGCUUCCUGGUUAAAAGGGUGCGUUAGAUCAAAAGGAAAUGGCAUGGAUGCUGUUUGACAGGAUUCAAAAUAAAAGCAUGAGGAACUAUG